This is a messenger RNA of Morus notabilis, 3927 nucleotides long. Its product is annotated as transforming growth factor-beta receptor-associated protein 1. NCBI's taxonomy places the organism in Eukaryota, Viridiplantae, Streptophyta, Magnoliopsida, Rosales, Moraceae. The record is from RefSeq and is a predicted model, not a curated record. Gene Ontology annotation, cellular component: cytoplasm; membrane. Gene Ontology annotation, biological process: vesicle-mediated transport; autophagy; endosomal vesicle fusion. The transcript has 14 exons. The coding region runs from base 125 to 3154 and encodes 1009 amino acids.
GAGACUGCAAGGAGCUUGAAACACGAGGAGAAGCUUGAAGUUGAACGCGUCAACUAACGUCUUCACUCAUCACUCUUCAUCUCUCUCGCCGGAAAAGUUGGGCGCUUUGGCUUCUGUCUCUCUCAUGGAGGCCAAACCUUACUCGAGGACUUGCACGGUCCUCGAACCGCUCGCCCAUUCCGACUUCUCCGACCACCCUAGCACUCUCACUCCCUUCCGAUCCCUCGCUCUCUUCUCCGUCUCCGAUUCCCAAACCCUAAUUUACCUCGGAACCCAAUCUGGAACUCUCCUUUUGCUCUCCACAAACCCUGACAAUUUCGAUGCUUCGGACUCCAACCUCUCGCUUCUGCGAACCAUUUCGGUCGGCGAUUCUCCGGUGGAGUCCCUGCAGGUGUUUGGAGGAAUCGGGAAGGUUUUGGUGUUGUCUGGAGGGUUUUUGUUCUUGGGGGAUUUGAUGUUGUCGCAGCCAUUGAAGAGAUUGAGCUUCUUGAAAGGGGUUACGGUGUUCACGAGGCGGUUGAGAAGUAGCGAAGCGGAGAGUUCGGAUUUGUCAGAAAGUGUUGGGAAUUCGACUGAGAGUUCUUCGAGUAAGACGAGUCAGAGGUUUUUGCAGAAAUUGGGCGGCGGGAUCAGGGCGAACGGAUUGAAGAUUAAGGAGCCAGAGCAGCAUCAUGAAGGUAGUCAUGUUUUUGCUGUUGUUAUUGGUAAAAGAUUGAUUUUGAUAGAGAUUGUUUUGGGUAGUAAUAGUAGAGUGGGUAGAAAUGACCAAGUUUCCGAUGGUUUAAAUGUUUCUUAUGUAAUUCUUAAAGAAAUUCAGUGCGUUGAUGGGAUUAUGUCAAUGGUGUGGCUUAAUGAUUCUGUCAUUGUUGGUACGGCUGCUGGGUAUAGUUUGAUUUCAUGUUUAACGGGACAAAUCGGCGUGAUAUUUUCUUUGCCGGAUGUAUCUCAUCCGCCCAGGCUUAAAUUGUUGUCUAGAGAAUGGAAUGUGCUUUUGUUGGUGGACAAUGUUGGGGUUAUAGUUAAUGCACAUGGGCAACCUGUUGCUGGGAGCAUUGUUUUCCGCCACGGACUGGAUUCUAUUGGGGAGAUAUCGUUAUAUGUUGUGGUUGUAAGGGACGGUAAGAUGGAUCUAUAUCAUAAGAAAUCGGCUACUUGCGUUCAAACGGUUGCUUUUGGUGGCGAAGCUGUCGGGGGUCCUUGCAUUGUUGCAGAUGGGGAAGAUGGAAAUAGGAAACUUGUUGUUGUUGCUACUCCCGGCAAGGUUAUUUGCUAUCAGAAAUUAACUCCUGAAGAACAAAUUAAAGACCUUCUGAGAAAAAAGAACUUCAAGGAAGCCAUAUCCUUAGCUGAGGAGCUUGAGUGUGAAGGCGAAAUGACAAAGGACGUGCUCUCCUUUAUACAUGCUCAAGCGGGGUUUCUCCUACUCUUUGGCUUGCAUUUUGAGGAAGCAGUAAAUCAUUUUCUGCAGUCUGAGACCAUGCAGCCUUCUGAAAUAUUUCCCUUUGUAAUGCGAGAUCCAAAUAGAUGGUCACUACUGGUUCCUAGAAACCGAUAUUGGGGUUUGCAUCCACCCCCUGUACCUCUUGAAGAUGUUGUAGAUGAAGGGUUAAUGGCCAUCCAACGGGCUAUCUUUCUUAGAAAAGCAGGAGUGGAUACGCAAGUUGAUGAUGAUUUCCUUUUAAAGCCCCCAAGUCGAGCUGAUUUAUUGGAGUCUGCUAUCAAGUCGAUUAUUAGGUAUUUGGAGGUUUCUCGUGAGAAGGAUUUGAAUCUGUCAGUUGAGGAGGGAGUUGAUACACUACUGAUGUACCUCUAUAGAGCUUUAAAUCGUGUUGAUGACAUGGAGAAGUUGGCAUCUUCUGCAAACUCCUGUAUUGUGGAGGAGUUGGAAACUCUGUUAGAUGACUCUGGACACUUACGAACACUUGCUUUUCUAUAUGCAAGUAGAGGAAUGAACUCAAAGGCGCUUGCUAUUUGGCGCAUUCUAGCUAGAAAUUAUUCUUCUGGUCUAUGGAAAGAUGCUGCUUUUGAGUGUGAUUUUGGGGAUACCAGCACCCAUAUUCUCUCUGGGAAGGAAACUGCUGCAGCUGAGGCAUCCAAGAUUCUUGAGGAGUCAUCUGAUGAAGAGCUUGUCCUACAACAUCUUGGAUGGAUUGCAGAUAUCAACCAGGUUUUUGCGGUUCAGAUUUUAACAUCAGAAAAAAGAGCAAAGCAGCUUGCUCCAGAUGAAGUUAUUGCAGCUAUUGAUCCAUCCAAGAUAGAAAUAUUUCAAAGGUAUCUUCAGUGGUUAAUUGAAGAGCAAGAUUUUAGUGAUACUCGAUUCCAUACCAUAUACGCUCUUUCACUCGCCAAAUCAACUAUUGAAGCCUUUGAAGAAGAAACUAAUUCUCAAAACCCUGGCACUGGAAAGAUAGAUGGAAGAGCAACUUCUUCUGAUCCUGCAGGAAAUUUAAUUUAUCAAACUUCUGUUCGUGAAAGACUGCAGAUGUUUUUACAGUUUUCAGAUAUGUAUGAUCCAGAGGAGAUUCUUGAUUUGAUUGAAGGAUCGGAGCUGUGGUUGGAAAAGGCUAUUCUUUACAGAAAGCUAGGCCAAGAGUCAUUGGUGCUUCAAAUUUUGGCCUUGAAGCUGGAACACAGUGAAGCUGCUGAACAAUAUUGUGCUGAGAUUGGGAGACCAGAUGCCUAUAUGCAGUUACUUGAUAUGUAUUUAAAUCCACAAGAUGGUAAGGAGCCUAUGUUUAAGGCUGCUGUUCGCCUCCUCCACAAUCAUGGAGAAUCGUUGGAUCCUUUACAGGUGUUGGAGAGAUUGUCCUCAGAUAUGCCCCUUCAACUUGCCUCUGAAACACUAUUAAGAAUGUUAAGAGCUCGACUUCAUCAUUAUCGUCAAGGGCAGAUUGUGCAUAAUCUUUCACGUGCUUUGGACACUGAUGCAAGGUUAGCAAGAUUGGAGGAAAGAUCGAGGCAUGUGCAGAUCAAUGAUGAAACUCUUUGUGAUUCUUGCCAUGCACGCCUAGGAACAAAACUCUUCGCAAUGUACCCAGAUGAUACUGUCGUCUGUUACAAGUGUUUUCGUCGUCAGGGUGACUCCACUUCAGUUACAGGUCGCAACUUUAAACAAGAUAUCCUGGUAAAACCAGGUUGGCUUGUGACUCGAUGAGUCGGACAAAAUUGAUGUCAUAAUGGUAUUUCAAAGUUGAAUUCACGCUGUCUGCCUACAGUCCUGCUAGCUUGGGAUCAGGAAUUUUCAGAUUGUGGAGAGACAAAUUUGGAGGACUGAAAACCAUCUGAAGCGUAAUUCUGAAGCUCUCAAAUCAGAUUAUGCAAUAUUGAACUCUGUCAAGGGUCUCAAUUUGUUGAUAGAGGAAGCCAUAGCAAGUUUUUUAUGCUUACACAGAAUUCGCUCUCAUUUAUUGUGCAGUACUUUUGUUGUCCCGGUAAAUUGACGUAUGUUGCAGGAAUAACUUCAAUCAGAGUCGUACAGAAAACAGGUCGUCUUGAUACUUAAUACCGUUGAGAAAGAUGUACAUUCAAGGGAGGCUAUUUAUUUGUGCUGUGUUUAUUUAUUUGUUUGUUAAUUCUAUCCUCGGUUCUAAAGUAAUUAUCUGUAUUUUCAACAAUUAAGAGUGAACCAAUCGUGUAUUUGUAAUAUGCGCUGAAACUCUGAUGUCGUUUGGGCUCAUGAUUAAAAGGUUAGUUUCAAGUUGAAACUUUCAGUUUUCUGGCAUACUAUUGAAUAAAUAAGCCUUCAAAUGGUAAGCAUCCCGUCUGGUGCGGCAUUGUCUUCUGUUGUCGCUAGUGAGUUCAAUCCACAACAGGUCACAUUUAAGGUAUUUCAAUGGAGAUGUCGGACAAAAUUUAUCGACAUCAAGUGGUAUGCCGAAGUUGGUGGAUUAGAAAGCUAUUAGACUCACAUUCUUGCUUUCUAGUCGU